AAUGAGAGUGUGUGUGUGUGUGUGCCCUGCGAUGGGUUGGCACUCCGUCCAGGGUGUAUCCUGCCUUGAUGCCCGAUGACGCCUGAGAUAGGCACAGGCUCCCCGUGACCCGAGAAUAGUUCUGAUAAGCUGUAGAAAAUGAAUGAAUGAAUGAAUGAAUGUCUGAUAAUUGUGUGACUGCAAUAACCUAACGAUACUUUAAUUAUGAAGAUUUUCCUGGCUUGUCUGCCAUGUUUAAAUAUAUUUUGGUUAGCCGUUAGCAUUAUCGCAGGCUGAAUCCCAAACGGUUCCUGAUUAUAUAUGAAGUGAACUAAAGUAGCGCGUGAACGCCCAUAGAUAUCUAUGGUGAACGCCUUUACUUUCUGCCCUAUGUAUUGUACUAGUGUAGGGAACAAGGAGGCAUUUCCAGCCUCGGUGUCUCAUGUACCGAAUAAGCUGAGAAAAACAACGUAAAAUGUGUACAUAUCUAGCGAAACGUUUUAGUGGAAGAUGAUUUAUCAAUAGCAAUUCUUUGAUAACUUUCUUUACAUGAUAAAUCACAGCUUUGUUUGUUUGUUUGUUUUCUUUUAUCUCGGCUGUCUGAACUAACUUGCCCGUACUUGUCCACUGGUAAUGAAUAUUCAUGAGCGCGAGCCGGUGGACACUACAAAAGCAUCAUCAUGAAUACAUGCAUCAGAGUGUGAGAUAUUCUGGAAUGGAUGAAGGUUUCUGGUGCGAGAAAACCUCCAGCGUCAUAUCUACUGUACCACUGUGGAUAAUUGAAUAUGCAUGGACUAACCAGAUGAUGGAGGUGUUAGAAGUUUUAGGUCCUCCACUGUGGCUGGAAGGUGACCGGAGCAGUCUGACUCUUAAGGAUCCUUGUAGCAUCCGUGUGACAGCAGCCGAGUCCUGGAUGGUCAUCCGGGCCAGAGACAUUAAACACUUUGCACAGGUCAUGGAGUUCCUGGAUGUUACUCACACUUUACUACCUCAGCUAGUGACCCCCAUCAAGCACAUGAAGAUCAUGUUCGGACUGAAAACUUUGGUUAUUAUGUGGAUGUUUUGGGAGGACCAGAGCAUGGAAAUCAUUAGAGACAAGAUUGUAAAGCUGUUUCCUGACAGCCUUCCACAGUAUCAUAGAAGUAGUCAAAGGCAUAUUGAGUUGAUGCAGAAGGCCCAUCGGGACUUUAAAAAUUUUGCGCAGUUACUGACAAGAAAGCCAGAAAUGCUCAAAAACUAUAUUAGAAAUAAGAUGGAAGAGCAGUAUGGAGAACGCUACAUCAUAAAGUUGGAAGAGAGGUUGUUACAUUAUUUAAAAGAGCUGAACAAAGCUCUUCCACAACCCACCUACAUUGACCAGGUUCUAAAACGGUCCGGGCCGUUAAAGGGGACAGAGGAGUUACUGCAACAGUUAUUUACCUGUAAUAGUGCGUCUCCAGCCACAGCGCUAAAGAAACUGCUGAGAUGUGCUACAGGAAGCCACAUGGAUCAUAAAAGUGCAGAGAUGUGUAAGCAACAAAAAGGAGCUCAAGUCCAUGGACCAGUGUUUGGGCCUCUUUGUGUAGCUCUUAGGUUUCCUCUGGAACAGGCAGAGGAAGACUGGCUGUCCCAGGCAUCCUCUCAGAGCUCCUGGCUGAAUAGAGAUAAGAGUUUGGAAAAACAUAUGACAGUGUUGAAGAAGAAGAGAGUUUUAGAUCAGACUGACAAUGCUCUUGGUAUGCUUAAAGAGCCGUGUCCUCAGACCGUUGAGAUCGGACUCGUUGCUGAAGAGAAGAAAGCUGACGAUGACUUAACAGAGCACUUGUGCUCCAAACACGGCAAGAGAAUGAAGAGUAUCCUCCAAGAAUGCUCUGAGGAGCAGAGGAGUCAGGAACACAAAGCUUCACUGAUGCAUGUGCAAAGCUCUCCUCCACCACCUCACCCUCCACUUCCCCAAUCCAGUCCUCACGGUCUGACCUCAGCAUCUCCUCAACAUGACUCAUCUUCUACAAACAUUUCUCUGUCUUCUCAGCCAGAGUCUUUUUCAUACCUUUCAGUGGAUGAAGAGCGACAUGUUCUCCCUUUACAACUGAUGGCAUCUUCGCAGACAUCUCCAACAGAAGAAAAGAAAUCAAGUCCCUUCUCAGAACAAAAAAGCAGCAGCUUUUCGUUGGAAUCAUUAGAAGACUGGCCUUCUCCAGAAUGCUCAGUUCAGGUAGUCAGUCCUUCACUAACAUGCUCAAUUCAGCCAUCCUUAUCUCAAACAUCUUCAUCUUCAAACAGUAUUUCACCAUUUCCAGAAAACAUUAUUACACAAAAAUCAUCCUUGACUGAGCAGGAAUCGUCACAGGGAUUGAAGAAAAUAUGUUUGGAAUCUUCAUACCAUCAGGUUGGUUCACCAUCAUCUUCUGCAGCUCCAGCGGUGACUCUUAGUCCAAGCCAAAAUGAUGCGCAGGUUUCUUUAGAGUCAAGUGGCACAUUAGCAGGAAAACCAAGGCUCUCUUUAGAGACUCAGACUUUCCUCUUGGUGUCUAAUUGGCUUCAGCCUCAAGUGAAGCUCCACAGACUGAGCCAGCAUGAGUGUCACCAAGCCACACUGCCAAGUCGUGCUCCAGUUCCGUCAUCUGAAGAGGAAGAGGUAGAUGAAGAAGAUGUGUUUGAUGUCAAUUUACUGUUUUCAGCUUCUGAAUCAGACACACAAGACUCUGACGAUUCUGAUUAUGUUCCGUCCAAGAGACGCAGGUAUAGGUGAAGUGCAGAACAAAUGACUGUUGGACAUCGUGUGCAAUUAUGUAAGCUACCUAAUACCAGGUGUAUAUUGAUCAUUAACCAGACCUUUGUGGUACUCUCGGGUUUUAUAAUUCUGCUCCUUAAACUGCAGACUUUAAUCAAAAAUUAUAUUUGAUGUUAAUUUUGAUCUUUUUUUCUUUUUAAAGCAAAAACAUUCAAAUAAUUUCAGAUAAUUUAAUAUAAAAAUAACUUUAUAUGUGCUUUUAAAAUACCUCAUUUUUUAUUUAUUUAAUUUUUAGAACAGUUUUACAUUUUAUUACUUGUUUUGACAUUAAAAAAGUUUAAACAAUUAAACAACUUUGUAGGUCUUUUGCGAAUUACUUUCCAGUAAUUUUUUUUUGUCCAAUCACGUGUGUGAGCGUGUGCGUGAUUGUGCGUGCGUGUGUGUAUAUCCUGAUGGCAGUUUGACAAAACUUUGAGACAUGUGCACGUAGCCCAUGAGUGAUCGAAUCUACUGCUGAUUCAUGAACAUUUGUACUUAUGUCUGGGGAGUCUAAGGGUUAUCACAUUUAUUAAACAAAGUUUGUUGACACCGGACUUGACAGGUAGUUACAGUUGUACAGCACUGAGGAGCUUGAGUUACAAGUACUUGCAUU
Tachysurus vachellii is the source of this 3344-nucleotide messenger RNA. RefSeq lists its product as uncharacterized. Gene Ontology annotation, cellular component: shelterin complex. The transcript is spliced from 7 exons. Gene Ontology annotation, molecular function: telomeric repeat DNA binding. Gene Ontology annotation, biological process: regulation of telomere maintenance via telomere lengthening; telomere capping. Bases 623 to 2710 code for a protein of 695 amino acids. The record is from RefSeq and is a predicted model, not a curated record. Lineage: Eukaryota; Metazoa; Chordata; Actinopteri; Siluriformes; Bagridae.